AUGCUUUAAAUGAAUAAUUUUGUCAACUCUAAAUCUAGUUAAUAAGAAAGAAGCUUUAUGUUAAGAGAACCUUCUAAAUGCCGUGUAGAAGGUACUCUUUGCAGGAGUUAUUGGGAUUGCUGCAAAGGUUUAGUAUGCUAAAUAGAUAAUCCUCAUGUUUAUAAUCCUGAAGGCUUUUGUAAUAGAUAAGUAGAUGAUUCAAAAGAUAUAAAAGAAAAAUUAUACAAACUGUUCUAUUUUAGAGUAAUUUGUAAAAUCAAUUUGAAAUAUUAGAAUAGAAAAUUAAAAGAAUAAAAUGAUGAAAUUAAAUUUGGAUUACUAAACGAAAAAUAACAAUUUUAUUUAACAAACAAGAAAAAAAAAAUGAAUAUCUAAAAAUUAAUCGCAUUUAUUCUAUUUGGAGUCAUCCUUAUCUCUUCAUCUGUUUAUCUAGUCUCUAAAUCUAGUCAUUAAGAAUAAGUCUCUAUGUUAACAGAAGAUGAAGAAUGCAGCCCAAUAGGUGAUUUUUGCAGACAUUCAAGCUUUUGUUGUAAAGGUUUGAAAUGCUAAUACGAAGACCCCAACGCAUGGAACCCUAGUGGUUAUUGUGUAAAAUGGUGA
Tetrahymena thermophila SB210 is the source of this 600-nucleotide messenger RNA. Its product is annotated as transmembrane protein, putative. The transcript has 4 exons. The record is from RefSeq and is a predicted model, not a curated record. NCBI's taxonomy places the organism in Eukaryota, Ciliophora, Oligohymenophorea, Hymenostomatida, Tetrahymenidae.